UGUGCGCAGAAACUAAGCAGUGAGAUGUGUGAGGAGUCGGAGCCUGUGUGGUCACUGUCUGUAACACACAUCGUCACACACACACACACACACACACACACACACCUCCGCGCUCCAUCGCUCGCAGAACGAGAGCAGCUGGGAGAAUCGAUGCACGAAGUUGGAGAAGAAAAGCGCGCGCGAGGCCAUCAGCGCUGAAUCGAAGCUGGACCGACUUCCUCUCUCUCCGUCUUGUCGAAGGCAUGGCCCAGCAGCUACUGAGAUUGCUUCUGCGCGUGUCGGAAAAGGCAGCCAACGUCGCUCGCAUCUGCAGGCAGGAGACACCGCUGUUUGAGCUGCUCGUGCAGGAGAAGACAGGAGAGGACAAGAACAAGAAGUUCGUUCGGGACUUCAAGACGCUUGCAGAUGUCGUGAUCCAGGAAAUGAUCAGACACGAUGUUUGUGUACAGUUUCCUGAACUUAAAGGCUUUAUCCAUGGAGAGGAGUCCAACAAGUUUGAUAAUGGACUAGGAGAAAGCGUGCUGGUGACAGUGUGUGCUCUUGAGGAAGAGACGGCAACAAUGCUGGCCACAGUGCUGGAUGGAAACCACAAAGCAGCCAGCCUCCUGGCUGCAGCAAUCCAUCAGGACCUUCAGCUCACAGAUGAAAUGGCAGAAAGCUUGGAGCUGCCCUUACACCCAAGUGAUCUGGCCCUUUGGAUCGAUCCCAUUGAUGCCACCAGCCAAUACAUUAAAGGGCAGGUGGAGGUGGUUGCAGAAGGGGAGAUCUGUCCAUCUGGUCUACAGUGUGCCCUGGUCCUCAUUGGGGCCUAUUUGCGUGCCACUGGGGAGCCUGUCAUCGGAGUCAUUAACCAACCUUUUGCUGAAAGAGAUCUUGUAAGCCAAAGCUGGAAAGGCCAGCACUUCUGGGGAGUGUCUUGUGGCAGCAUUAAUGCAUUCUCAAUACCCAAGCCAAUCUGUCACACGGCAGAAGAAAGCCUCUCCAUAGUCUUGAGUUCCAGUGAGAAGCAGGUGGUAAAAGACGCCCUGACACCCCUUUGUGGCGGGAGGUUCAUCUAUGCAGCUGGAGCUGGCUACAAAACUCUGUGCGUGAUCCUCAAUCUGGCAGAUGUGUACGUUCUUUCUGAAGGAAGUACCUUCAAAUGGGAUUCCUGUGCCUCACAUGCAUUGCUGAGAGCAAUGGGUGGAGGGGUCAUCGAUCUUAAGGAGUCUCUCCUCUCUUUUGAGAAAGAUGAGAGUCCAAGAGAACUGACCUACCACCAAGCAAGGCCAGGGAGUCAGGGAGCUGAGCGUUGGGCUAAUCAUGGUGGACUGAUUGCAUACCUGGAUAAUAAUAAGCUAAAGACAGUAAUUGGAGCACUUUUAGGCAAGCUAUAAAUGCUAAAUCAACAGAGACUCUGCAUAGAACUGCCUGACAGUUCACAAGAUUAGUGUUGUGGAGUUGACUUUAGAAUACAAAUGUCUAGUACAUAAAAAUGUUGUAUAGUGCGGUAAAAUACUGAAGCUGGAUAAUUCAAAGAAUUUCCAGGUGAAUUCCUAUAUUUGGGUUGUGGUAAUCAUGCAAACUCCCUCACAUCUGCAAGGGUUCUUUUGAAUUUAAAUGGAAAUAUGUAAAACAGCUCUGCAUCCAGUGUUUUGGUAAGCCUGACAAAGAACCCUUACAUGUCAGAAGUACAAAGACCUCACAAAAAUUAUUUAUAGAACAGGUUUUGUUUUUUUUUUUUUUGUCAUCUUGUUACCAAGCUCAUUGGCAUAGUAUAGUGUUU
Scleropages formosus (Asian bonytongue) is the source of this 1765-nucleotide messenger RNA. It is a transcript of the gene inpp1, whose product is annotated as inositol polyphosphate-1-phosphatase. The transcript has 6 exons. Gene Ontology annotation, molecular function: inositol-1,4-bisphosphate 1-phosphatase activity. Gene Ontology annotation, biological process: phosphatidylinositol phosphate biosynthetic process. The coding region runs from base 243 to 1376 and encodes 377 amino acids. Lineage: Eukaryota; Metazoa; Chordata; Actinopteri; Osteoglossiformes; Osteoglossidae. The record is from RefSeq and is a predicted model, not a curated record.